AUGAACAGGGCUGGCAACGCCAUCAACCAUCCGGAGACCAUUGGACCAGAUCCACACACUCCGGGUUCUCCGUUACCCCGUGCUCACUUCGUCAAUUCCGUGGGCUACCUGCCGGAUGGCACACCGAUGAACGCUGCAGGCAAUGCUUUGAACCACCCUGAGACAAUGCAGCCAGACAUGCACACUCCCGGCUCCCCACUGCCACCAUCCCACUACUAUGCCGACGUGGGCUACUUGGUGGAUGGAACGGACAUGGCCACUGCUGGUAAUCUGUCUGUGCAGGGUGCGCCCCCAGCUUCAUCGAUGCCGGCUGCACCAACACCGGUCGCGGCACCCCCACCUGUUGCGGCACCAACCCCUGUUUCGGCACCACCACCAGUGGCAGCACCAUCAUCAGUGUCAGGGGAUGUGAUGCAUGGCAUCAAGUUCCCUUACUCGAUUCAAAAGGAUGCAUGUGUGGAUUUAGAGUUCCUCAACGAUGUGGGCUACUUGCCUGACGGCACACCAAUGAACAGGGCUGGCAACGCCAUCAACCAUCCGGAGACCAUUGGACCAGAUCCACACACUCCGGGUUCUCCGUUGCCCCGUGCUCUCUUCUGCAAUUCUGUGGGCUACCUGCCGGAUGGCACACCGAUGAACGCUGCAGGCAAUGCUUUGAACCACCCUGAGACAAUGCAGCCAGACAUGCACACUCCCGGCUCCCCAUUGCCACCAUCCCACUACUAUGCCGACGUGGGCUACUUGGUGGAUGGAACGGACAUGGCCACUGCUGGUAAUCUGUCUGUGCAGGGUGCGCCCCCAGCUUCAUCGAUGCCGGCUGCACCAACACCAGUCGCGGCACCCCCACCUGUUGCGGCACCAACCCCUGUUUCGGCACCACCACCAGUGGCAGCACCAUCAUCAGUGUCAGGGGAUGUGAUGCAUGGCAUCAAGUUCCCUUACUCGAUUCAGAAGGAUGCAUGUGUGGAUUUGGAGUUCCUCAACGAUGUGGGCUACUUGCCUGACGGCACGCCAAUGAACAGGGCUGGCAACGCCAUCAACCAUCCGGAGACCAUUGGACCAGAUCCACACACUCCGGGUUCUCCGUUGCCCCGUGCUCUCUUCUGCAAUUCCGUGGGCUACCUGCCGGAUGGCACACCGAUGAACGCUGCAGGCAAUGCUUUGAACCACCCUGAGACAAUGCAGCCAGACAUGCACACUCCCGGCUCCCCAUUGCCACCAUCCCACUACUAUGCCGACGUGGGCUACUUGGUGGAUGGAACGGACAUGGCCACUGCUGGUAAUCUGUCUGUGCAGGGUGCGCCCCCUCCAGCUUCAUCGAUGCCGGCUGCACCAACACCAGUCGCGGCACCCCCACCUGUUGCGGCACCAACCCCUGUUUCGGCACCACCACCAGUGGCAGCACCAUCAUCAGUGUCAGGGGAUGUGAUGCAUGGCAUCAAGUUCCCUUACUCGAUUCAGAAGGAUGCAUGUGUGGAUUUGGAGUUCCUCAACGAUGUGGGCUACUUGCCUGACGGCACACCAAUGAACAGGGCUGGCAACGCCAUCAACCAUCCGGAGACCAUUGGACCAGAUCCACACACUCCGGGUUCUCCGUUGCCCCGUGCUCUCUUCUGCAAUUCUGUGGGCUACCUGCCGGAUGGCACACCGAUGAACGCUGCAGGCAAUGCUUUGAACCACCCUGAGACAAUGCAGCCAGACAUGCACACUCCCGGCUCCCCAUUGCCACCAUCCCACUACUAUGCCGACGUGGGCUACUUGGUGGAUGGAACGGACAUGGCCACUGCUGGUAAUCUGUCUGUGCAGGAGAAGAGCGUGGCCGUGAAGGCCGCCGAGGCGGUGGCGGCUGCAGUGGCUGCUGCCAUGCCGGCGCCGGCGCCAGCCGCAGCGACACCGUCGAUGCCGCAGAUGGCGCCACCGGUGGCGGCCGCCUUCGUGGGAACGUCCGCACAAGUGUCAGGCACGGUCCAGCGCCAGCCUGCUGGCUUUGCAUACUCCAUCCAGAAGGACGUCUAUGCUGACUACCUCUUCACUAACGACGUUGGCUACUUGCCUGAUGGAACUCCGUUGAACAAGGCCGGCAAUUGCAUGAAUCAUCCUGAGAACAUCCAGCCAGAUCCUCACGCCCCGGGAUCUCCUUUGCCCCGGGCCGUCUUUGUGAAUGACGUGGGCUACUUGCCAGAUGGCACCCCGAUGAACAAGGCAGGCAACGCCAUCAACCACCCUGAAACCAUCCAACCCGAUCCUCAUGCUCCGGGCUCUGCGUUGCCAACAUCAUCCUAUGCCGCGGACAUCGGAUACCUCGUUGACGGCACCCCGCUGGAUGCAGCCGGAAACAAUGCGGUGCACUGA
Molecule: messenger RNA, 2352 nt
Organism: Cladocopium goreaui
Lineage: Eukaryota; Dinophyceae; Suessiales; Symbiodiniaceae
Source: the annotation of a GenBank genome assembly